AUGGCUGCCUCGGGCAUGCAAUUCACAGAGCGCGGCCAGAAAGCGCUGAGCGACGCUGCCAACCUUGCAGAACAGUAUGCUCACAUACAAAUCAUGCCGCUACAUUUGGCGGUCUCCCUCUUUGAUCCUCCAGUCGACGAAUCCAAAGACCAGAAACAGACAGCCAAUGCCUCUCAAGUUUCUGCUUCAAUGCCUCUGUUCAGACAGGUCAUUGAACGUGCGCACGGAGAUGUUCAGCUCUUCGAUCGAACCCUGAAGAAACAGCUUGUUCGCUUGGCUAGUCAGGAUCCGCCUCCAGAACAUGUUUCUCUCUCUCCUCAGCUUUCAAAGGUACUUCGGGCCGCAAAUGAACUUUCGAAGUUACAGAAAGAUAGUUACGUGGCGGUAGAUCACAUGAUCCUGGCUCUGGCUCAGGACUCGACCGUUCAACGAGCUCUGGCAGAUGCAAAUGUCCCGAACACGAAGUUGAUUGAGUCCGCCAUACAGCAGAUACGGGGAACAAAGCGGGUAGACUCCAAAACUGCGGAUUCCGAGGAGGAGAAUGAGAAUCUCAAAAAAUUCACAAUCGACAUGACAGCUUUGGCGCGGGAGGGUAAGAUGGACCCGGUGAUUGGCCGAGACGAGGAAACCCGACGAGUUAUCCGAAUUCUCUCGCGGAGAACGAAGAACAAUCCUGUCCUGAUUGGUGAGCCUGGCGUAGGUAAAACCACCGUCAUUGAGGGACUUGCACAGCGUAUUGUCAACCAAGACGUGCCAGAAAAUCUUGCUGCCUGCAAACUCCUUUCACUUGAUGUCGGUGCGCUUGUCGCUGGGAGCAAGUAUCGUGGCGAGUUCGAAGAACGAAUGAAGGGUGUGCUCAAGGAAAUCGAACAGACAAAAGAGAUGAUUGUUCUGUUCGUGGACGAAAUUCAUCUGCUUAUGGGCGCUGGCUCAAGCGGCGAGGGUGGCAUGGAUGCUGCGAACCUCCUCAAACCCAUGUUGGCUCGCGGACAAUUGCAUUGUAUCGGCGCAACCACACUCGCGGAGUAUCGGAAAUACAUCGAAAAGGACAGCGCAUUCGAACGUCGAUUUCAACAAGUGCUGGUCAAAGAACCUUCUUUGCCAGAGACAAUUUCGAUUCUGCGAGGGCUGAAAGAAAAGUUCGAAGUUCACCAUGGUGUCAAAAUCCUUGAUUCGGCCAUCGUAUCAGCCGCCACCCUGGCAGCUAGAUACCUUACCCAGCGGCGUUUGCCUGAUUCCGCUGUUGAUCUGAUUGAUGAGGCCGCCGCGGCGGUUCAUGUCACCAGAGAGUCUCAACCAGAAGCCUUGGAUGCGAUGGAGCGUCGUAUCCGUCAGCUCCAGAUUGAGAUCCAUGCCCUCGACCGUGAAAAUGACCCGGCAUCCAAGACAAGACUUGAAGCUGCCAAACUAGAGAUGGCAAACGUGAGAGAAGAGCUUGUACCAUUGAAAGAGCAUUACGAAUCGGAAAGGCAAAGAUCGAAAGACAUUCAAGAAUUGAAAGCCAAGCUUGACCAGCUCAAGGUCAAACGUGACGAGGCGGAAAGAUCGGGCGACAUUCAAACAGCGUCGGACCUUGUUUAUUAUGCCAUUCCAGAUGUUACAAAACGAAUAAAGGAACUCGAAGAAGACCGUUCGCGAGCUGAUGCAGAGGCGUUCUCACGAAGAGGAUCUGUUGGCGACGUGCUCAUUACAGAUGCUGUUGGUCCAGACCAGAUCAACGAGAUCGUGGCUAGGUCAACAGGCAUUCCAGUCAAUCGCCUGAAGACAACUGAGAAGGACAAACUUCUGCAUAUGGAGCAACAUCUUGGCAAGAUCGUGGUCGGCCAGAAAGAGGCUGUUCAGUCAGUUUCAAACGCCAUCCGUCUCCAGCGAUCCGGCCUUUCUAACCCCAACCAACCCCCUUCGUUUUUGUUUUGUGGACCUUCCGGUACAGGCAAGACCCUGUUAACCAAGGCGUUGGCCGAGUUCUUGUUCGACGAUCCAAAGGCCAUGAUUCGGCUUGACAUGUCAGAAUACCAAGAACGCCACUCCCUCUCACGUAUGAUCGGCGCUCCACCUGGCUACGUCGGCCACGACGCAGGUGGUCAGCUCACAGAAGCCUUGAGACGACGACCAUUCUCCAUCCUCCUCUUUGAUGAAGUUGAGAAAGCAGCCAAAGAAGUUCUAACUGUCCUCCUUCAGCUCAUGGACGAUGGCCGCAUCACCGAUGGCCAGGGGAGAGUCAUCGAUGCACGAAACUGCAUCGUCGUCAUGACCUCCAACCUGGGCGCAGAGUACCUGGCCCGUCAAAAUGCACCAGAUGGCAAGAUCGAUCCCACGACACGGGAGCUCAUCAUGAACAGCCUACGUAACUACUUCCUCCCCGAAUUUCUCAACCGAAUCAGCUCCAUCGUCAUCUUCAAUCGCCUAAGCCGGAAGGAGAUCCGAAAGAUCGUCGAUGUCCGAAUCGGCGAAAUCCAGCGUCGUUUGCAAACCAACGACCGCAACGUCAAAAUCGAAUGCACGGACGACGUUCGGGAUUACCUGGGUCGCGCGGGCUACUCGCCAGCUUAUGGCGCGAGGCCUCUGCAGCGGCUGAUCGAGAAGGAGGUGUUGAACCGUCUGGCGGUGUUGAUCUUGAGAGGUAGUGUGAGGGACGGAGAGACGGCCAAGAUAGUCAUGCAGGAUGGCCGCGUUACCGUGCUGCCGAACCACGGUGAGGAGAGCGAGCCGGAUGAGGACGAGGACAUGGUGGAUGAUGUGGACGAUAUGUUGGCGAUCGAGGAUAAGGAUCCCGGCAUGGAUCUUUAUGAGUGA
Molecule: messenger RNA, 2796 nt
Organism: Endocarpon pusillum Z07020
Lineage: Eukaryota; Fungi; Ascomycota; Eurotiomycetes; Verrucariales; Verrucariaceae
Product: Heat shock protein 98
Exons: 1
Coding region: 1-2796 (931 amino acids)
Biological process (GO): cellular response to heat
Cellular component (GO): cytoplasm; cytosol
Molecular function (GO): ATP binding; ATP hydrolysis activity
Source: RefSeq, a predicted model, not a curated record